AUGGCGGAGAUGACGUGCGGGUUUUUCAUUUUCUGUUUACCUUGCAUUCCCAAGAUUAUCACGGAGACCGGCGCCAUCCGCAAAAUCAAAAGAGUCUUGGGUAUGAAGACUACGACCACCAAGCCCAGUGGAUACUCGGAGAACUAUGGAACCGGGAUGUCAGCUUAUGGUAGUUCCUCCUACAAGAUGAGUAACAACAUCAGAAGGGAAAAGCAGAAAGGGACCGAGUCAAUGGAAUAUCUACACGAGAGUAUACUCGAGGCAGGGGGGAUCAUUCAGGAAUCUCGCGCCGCUAGUGAGGAUGAGAGCAAGAACGCUGCUUGUCCAUAUAUUUCCAGGACGCAUCAUGUCGAGUAG
This is a messenger RNA of Aspergillus oryzae RIB40, 357 nucleotides long. RefSeq lists its product as uncharacterized. The coding region runs from base 1 to 357 and encodes 118 amino acids. The record is from RefSeq and is a predicted model, not a curated record. Lineage: Eukaryota; Fungi; Ascomycota; Eurotiomycetes; Eurotiales; Aspergillaceae. The transcript has 2 exons.